AGUGUGACCUGGUAAAGCAAAGAGUAAAGGAAAUUCCGCUUUUUAGCUCUCCCGUACCAAGUUCCGACCCUGCUACGAAGCAAUCGAAGAGAAAAUGCUUUCUUUUCCCCAUUCAAUUCACAGAUGCAGGAGCACAACAAAAUCUUCACCAUUAAAUUGGAAGAUUUCACAGUACAUUAAAUUCAUUUCUAAGUUUAAAGAGAUCUGUCAGGAAGAGACGAGCCAAAGCGAGAGGAUUUCCUUUAACAAGGUAAAUGGCGCGCGCAGCUUCCAGAUAUCCGUGCCCUUAAGUUGUGCUCUACCAUUGGAGCAGCUUAUGAAGGUUGAAGGAGCUGUAUAAGCCGUAGCAGUGGACGGAGAGCUAACAGUUGAAAAAGGAGCGACGACGGAAAAUCUGCCUCUCAGUGAAGUUGAGGGAUUCUAUUUUCUGCAAAUUUGCUUUUCAGCGAAGCUUUAAAUGUUUUGUAUUUGAUAAACUCAGCGGGAAUGUAUAUUGGUGCAGUGAAAUUUUAUCCAAUCUCUAGUGGAUAUAUAAUAAAACAUUAGUUCCAAGGAGAUCAGGGGCUUGUAGCUUGGAUCUUUGUGGAUUCUUCCUUGUAAUUAUAAAUGGGUUCCAAUCUACAUGAUGGAGAUAUUUUAAUUUCCAAACAUCCACUCGGACAGCCUGCUCUGGAGAAAAGGAUUAUGCACUACUCCAACUUCCAUCAUAUUUUAUUAGUGGGGGAAGGAGAUUUUUCAUUUUCUGCGGCUUUGGCCAAAGCAUUUGGUUCUGCAGAAAACAUCGUUGCCACCUCUCUUGACAGCAGAGAGGAGGUCAUAAGUUCAUAUAAUUCCGGCCAAGAUAACCUUCGGAGUUUGGAGAAGCGUAGAGCAAUGACAUUGCAUAGUGUUGAUGCAAAAACAAUGAAAAAGCAUGAGAUAUUAAGAGAGAUGUUGUUCGAUAGGAUUGUCUUUAACUUCCCUCAUGCAGGCUUCUUUGGGAAGGAAAAUGAUAACAAACUUAUCAAAAAGCACCGUCAUUUGUUGAAGAUGUUCUUCAAGAAUGGAAUGGCUAUGCUUAACAACAUGGGAGAAAUCCAUGUUACCCACAAAGAAAAAGAUCCAUAUGACAAGUGGAAACUUGUGGAACAAGCAGAAACAUGCGGUUUGCUUUUUAAAGAAUCCGUUGACUUUAACAAAGCAGAAUACCCUGGCUACACUAAUAGAAGAGGAGCGGGGCCUAACAUUGGCUAUACUUUCCAUUUGGGAGAAUGUCGGACUUACAUGUUCAUCGUAAGGGAAUCCAUGACCACACCAUGUAUGUCACUUAACUACAACAAAGAGUCAGUAUAUGAAGCUUUGAGAUUGAAAGAAGAUGCAGCUAAUCAAAGAGAUGCGACUAUUUUGGAGCUUGGAAUUGAAAGGAAAGCCAGAAAGGAUGCUGAAUCUGCAAAAGCAAAUAUUGAGGGUUCACUUAACUACAACAAAGAGUCAGUAUAUGACUUUCAAAUCAAGAAAAUCAAUCAACUAGAGAGACAAAGAGAUGAUGCUCUUUAUCAACAGGAAGCAGCCUGCAGGGAAAAGGAAAAGAUUGCCAGACAACUAAAUGAGGCCUCGAGAUUAAAAGGAGAAGCAAUUUAUGAAAAAGAAAAGAUUUUGAGGGAACGCAAUGACCUUGCCAACCAAAAGGAUGAAAUUGAUUAUUGGGCUAUUGUUGCGUUCUGUGGCUUGGGUCUUUGCAAAAUUGUUUCUUCAAUGUACAGUCGGAAGAAGUAAGCAUAAAAGAAUAAGUUGUUCUAAUAACGAAGACUUAACAAACAAUGCAGUUUCUGUUUAUUGAUCUUAUAACUAUUAACUUCAGUAACUCGGGUUAUUUGCCAAUGACAUAUUCUUAGUUAAAGAUCACUGGAUUUUUAAGUUUCAGCUUAACUGUAAUAGCUUAUGUGAAAUAUAUGAGAAAUUUACCUAGUAAAUUCAGAAUU
Molecule: messenger RNA, 1961 nt
Organism: Cryptomeria japonica (Japanese cedar)
Lineage: Eukaryota; Viridiplantae; Streptophyta; Pinopsida; Cupressales; Cupressaceae
Product: heavy metal-associated isoprenylated plant protein 41
Exons: 6
Coding region: 607-1755 (382 amino acids)
Biological process (GO): rRNA base methylation
Cellular component (GO): cytoplasm
Molecular function (GO): rRNA (uridine-N3-)-methyltransferase activity
Source: RefSeq, a predicted model, not a curated record